Messenger RNA from Linum tenue, 492 nucleotides. Lineage: Eukaryota; Viridiplantae; Streptophyta; Magnoliopsida; Malpighiales; Linaceae. The record is from the annotation of a GenBank genome assembly.
AUGACCCUCGACAUCAACUACCUAAGGGGAACAAUGGCAGCCGUCCUGUCAAUGCUCCAGCACUCGACCUGCCCUGAGAACCUCUCCUUCCACUUCCUCUCCGCCCACUCCGAGCCCGAGCUCUCGGCCAGCAUCAACCAGACCUUCCCUUACCUGACCUUCAGGAUCUACAACUUCAACCCGAACUGGGUCAGGGGCAAGAUCUCUCGGUCCAUCCGACAGGCCCUCGACCAGCCCCUGAACUACGCCAGGAUCUACCUGGCCGACAUCCUCCCCUCCGAGGUCGGCCGGGUCAUCUACUUCGACUCCGACAUCAUCGUGGUCGACGACAUCGACAAGCUCUGGAACGUGACAUGGAAGGUAAGGUCGUCGCGGCGCCCGAGUACUGCCACGCCAACUUCACCCCGUACUUCACCGACCGGUUUUGGUCCGACCGGAAGCUGGCUGGGACCUUCGAGGGGCGGAGGCCAUGUUACUUCAACACGGGUGUGA